Molecule: messenger RNA, 710 nt
Organism: Desarmillaria tabescens
Lineage: Eukaryota; Fungi; Basidiomycota; Agaricomycetes; Agaricales; Physalacriaceae
Exons: 2
Coding region: 114-683 (189 amino acids)
Source: RefSeq, a predicted model, not a curated record
UUCACAAGCUUCGGCACAUAACGGCACCAUCGGCCCGUACAUUUGUGCCGUCGGCAGAGCCGGCACGCUCAGCUCCGUGGCAAACUUAGCUAAGACAACGGCCAUUUCUCUCCAUGGACAGCGACGACAGGCCCAGCUGGCCAUCACUGUACGACCCCAGCCUCGAAUUCUUCGAGAUUCCCAACCACGACGCCAAACAACCUGGCGCAGUGUACCUCUACCAUUAUGGUCAAAUAUUCAGCUUCACGUUAUACUGGACUUUUGUUUUCUACACCCCUAUCUUCAUUGUCUGUGCUACCAUUGCUUUCCUCAAUGUCUUGUUCCCCCCGGGAUGUGAGCAUAAACGAAUUCACGAGCCUGAAGAUUAUCCCUUGGUGCCGCUGAGGCCUACAAGGAUGAAAAAAGUGAACCCGCAGCGGUCGAGAGUCACUUUGGCAGUGAUUGUCUUACUGGUGUUCUUGGGCAUAAGUGUCCUCAGCGUGGUAUGUGGGGCGACGAUCGUCUCGCUGGUGGUAAUGGAACUGUUUUGGUCCGGUGGAUUUAGUCUAUCUACCUGGGUGCCCUUUUUUGGUGCACUUAUUCUUGUGCUUAUCAGUCUCCUCAAGCGCGUAUUUCGUUUUGUCUUCCCACGUUUUUGCUUAUUGUCUCGCAGCUCCUGGCCGUCUGUAAUAUAUAUAAUCUAAGCUAUGCGACGCGUCGAAAAGCAGCUU